CAAACAUGAAACAUUGAAGCUCUUUGGACUAAUUUAGUGUAUAUUAAUCACAGUGUUUUAAACUUACUGUAUAUGUAUGUACUAGUUACUCUGUUUAAGUUCAUAUUUACGUUAUCAGCUAUCUGGCUUGUUAAGUUAGCCCAGCACUAGGCUAGUCGCUAAUGCUAAAUAGCUAGCUAGCUAACGUCCCCGAACAUGAGCUCACUAAACUACUCUUCCUCUGCUAAAGAAAAUGAGGUCUGCUGUCCGGAGAAAGAAACUCCAGGGCUGAACAUUUACGUGAAAGAAGAAGAAUUUACUGUAAAAGAAGAAGAAUUUACUGUAAAAGAAGAGGACGUGGAGGAAGCUAUCACAGUGAAAGAAGAACAGGACGUUACAGUGAAGGAAGAAGACGCUUCAAUAUUGAAAGAAGAAGAGGAUGUUAGAGUGAAAGAAGAGGAAGAAGCUUUCAGAGUGAAAGUGGAGGGGGAUGAACAGAAAGAGGAGGGUGCCGUGUUUGUAGUGAAAGAGGAGGAGGAGGUGACUGUCACAUUGAAAGAAGAGGAGCAACUUUUUGAAAUGAAGGAAGAGGGGGAGAUUACUGUCACAUUGGAGGAGGAGGAAGAAGACGAGACUGGAGCUCUGAUGAACACCAGAGAGAGACUAGACUUUCAUUCUGACAGCGGGAAGAGUCCUUCAGGGGAUCCAGACCCAGAGACGCCUAAACCAGCAAGACGACACCACUGCUCCCAGUGUGGAAAGAGUUUUCUAG
Messenger RNA from Oncorhynchus gorbuscha (pink salmon), 751 nucleotides. RefSeq names its product proline-, glutamic acid- and leucine-rich protein 1-like. The annotation marks the transcript as partial. The record is from RefSeq and is a predicted model, not a curated record. The transcript has 2 exons. Lineage: Eukaryota; Metazoa; Chordata; Actinopteri; Salmoniformes; Salmonidae.